This is a messenger RNA of Cryphonectria parasitica EP155, 3050 nucleotides long. RefSeq lists its product as uncharacterized. Gene Ontology annotation, biological process: purine nucleobase biosynthetic process; purine nucleotide biosynthetic process. The record is from RefSeq and is a predicted model, not a curated record. Gene Ontology annotation, cellular component: cytoplasm. The coding region runs from base 624 to 2315 and encodes 563 amino acids. The transcript has 8 exons. Lineage: Eukaryota; Fungi; Ascomycota; Sordariomycetes; Diaporthales; Cryphonectriaceae. Gene Ontology annotation, molecular function: amidophosphoribosyltransferase activity.
AAAACAUCUUUCAGCACACUGAAACAAACAGUCCAAAUCUCUUUGAUAUGAAAGCUGCAUGACCUCGCAACAACAAGAGAAAGAAGUGGGGUGCUCAGGCCCCUGUUGAUAAGCGAUAAGACACCCCUGCCCCCCCGAGCUGCUAGGGGAAUGCUGUAUCAGCUGCCUGGAAAAAGAACUUUUUUGACCUAUGUCGGGGAACCAGGCAGGGACUGGCGCCGAACACCCAAGAGAGGCCAGAAAAAUCGCGAAUCAGUUUGCCGUUCACCUUCCGAAUUGUAGUCAUCGCCUCCCCUGUGGUCAACUUUGGGGUUUAAGCUUCACUUUUCUUUUCUCUUUCCCCGUCCCUACAUCUCAUCUGCCUAACCAUCUACAGAGUGGUAUAAUUGGACAGCCACAACAACCUAAACUGGUUGUCACCCUUGGUCAUACUUUGGCCUACCACCUACAGCAUCUUUUUUUUUCUGGGUGGUUUUGCAAGAGGGCACAGAGACAACCCUAGGUUGUUGUUGUACGCACCUGCCAAGAAUUGCCUUUCUUUUAUUCUCUCACUUUCUUACAACCAAAGUCUCGACAUAACUUCCUCACCUGAGACCAUCGGAACUGGAUACACCCCAAGCAUCAUGUGUGGGAUCAUAGGUCUCAUCCAGGGCCAUUGGGAGGACCAGUCCGGCCAGAAUGUGGCCGCACAAGAUCUUCAUGAGGCACUUUACUACUUGCAGCACCGAGGACAGGAUGCGGCCGGUAUUGCAACCUGCAGCACAGGUGGUCGGAUUUACCAGUGCAAGGGCAACGGUAUGGCGGGUCACGUCUUCAAGAACGGAGAGCGUGUCCUUGACCUGCCAGGCUUCAUGGGCGUCGGCCACCUGAGAUAUCCUACGGCUGGAACGAGUGCCAGCGCUGAGGCUCAACCAUUCUACGUCAACAGCCCCUACGGUAUCUGCUUUGCACACAACGGCAACCUCGUCAACGCGCCCGAGCUCAGAGAGUACCUGGAUAAGGUCGCACACAGGCACAUCAGCAAGUACACGGACUCGGACAGCGAGCUGAUGCUGAACAUCUUCGCCAAUGAGCUGAAUGAGACUGGUAAGGCACGUGUCAAUCAGGAGGAUAUCUUUAGUGCGCUGUCACGAAUGUACGGACGUUGCCGCGGAGGAUACGCCUGCGUGGCCAUGGUUGCUGGGUUUGGCAUCCUGGGUUUCCGCGACCCUUACGGCAUCCGGCCCCUCGCUCUCGGCUCGAGGCCUUCUGCCGACAAGGAGGGCGCCAUGGACUACAUGUUUGCCUCGGAAUCCGUCGCCCUGAAGCAGCUCGGCUACAGCAACAUCCGUGAUAUCCUGCCCGGUGAGGCCUGCUUCAUACGCAAGGGCUGCGAGCCUGCCUUCCGCCAGGUCGAAGAGCAGAAGUCCUACAGCCCCGACAUCUUCGAGUAUGUCUACUUUGCCCGCCCAGACAGCAUCAUAGACGGCAUACCCGUGCACGGCGCACGCCAGAAGAUGGGCUACAGACUGGCCGACAAGAUCCUGCGGACCCUAGGCGAAGAGGCCGUCAAGGAGAUCGACGUUGUCAUCCCGAUCCCCGAGACGUCCAACACCUCCGCCGCGACCGCCGCUGAACGCCUACAAAAGCCCUACUCGAUGGGCUUCGUCAAGAACCGCUACGUGUUCCGGACAUUUAUCAUGCCCGGCCAAAAGGCGAGACAGAAGAGCGUGCGUCGCAAGCUCAGCGCCAUGGACUCCGAGUUCAAGGAUCGCUGUGUGCUGUUGAUCGACGACAGUAUCGUGCGCGGGACAACAAGCAGAGAGAUCGUGUCGAUGGCCCGUGAGGCUGGCGCGCGCAAGGUCAUCUUUGCGAGCUGUGCACCGCCUAUCACGCACCCUCAUAUCUAUGGCAUCGACCUCGCCUCCCCCAGUGAGCUCAUCGCCCACGAACGUGACCGCUUCGACAUCGCCAAGCACAUUGGCGCUGAUGAGGUCAUCUACCAAGAGCUGGACGACCUCAAGGCCUGCUGCGCGGAGCUGUCCCCCCGCAAGGCACAGGACUUCGAGGUCGGCGUCUUUUGCGGCAAGUACAUUACAUCCGUGCCCAAUGGCUACUUUGAGCACCUCGAUGCGCUCCGUGGCAAGGCGCGUAGCAGUGCACCUGCUGCCGGCGGCUCCACACAGACGGUGAACGGAGGUGCUGUGCUAGAGGGUAGAAACGGUGCUGCCAACGGAACCAACGCAAAUGGAAAUGGGCUAGACCAGCUGAGGUCGCCUGCGGAUCGGGAAGACAUCAGUAUGCACAAUCUCGCCAACGACCCCCAGAUACGUUAGAUACGAAAUGUUUUGGCUUCUUCUGGCUACCAUGUACAAGGUGAGUGGGGGUAGAUGGCAUAAGGCUCACAUUGGCUAGCCGAGGGUCUCGUUUGAGAUUUGACUGGGCUUCUUUCGGAGAGAAGCAGGUUCUCCCAUGGCGAAUCUGGGGAAAAUACGCGCUCCGUUCUUCCUUAAACGACACGAGGGAUGCUCACGCCAUGGACUUGGAACAUACCAAAGGAUUCUGAGACCAGAAAAACCCUUGAAUCGUGACAUGGUCCUGGGGUUUCAAGAGUUGCAAUGCUAUUCUCGGACUGUGCACUGGGUGGCGAUUCACGCCACUCGGUGACUUUGAUUUUUUUCUACUUCCCUUCUUUCUUCUUACCUGCAUUGUCAUACUCGGCCUGGACGUUCAAAAAGAAAUUGGCAAAAUGGCGUCGGCCAUCAAAAGACAUGAACGUAUUCAUGCAUACCAUAGAAGGGGGUGAGGGGUUCAAUAGAAUGGGGAAUCAAUAGAACGCAGACGCUUACUGCAGCAAAAGCCAGAUUUUGUACCCAAGCUGGUGAACUGUUCACGAUAGGUGUCAUCCUUCUGCUUUCUCUUUCCUGAAAAAGACUUGUCUGUUAUGUGAGACGAUGCGCGGGCAGGCGAAGGAGGAGGCACAAUGACACAAACACGUCGAUUCGUUCGAGCGGGCGUAAAAUGAUCUGAUAAUCUGACCUUCUUGAUACUUAAUACACAAUGGGCAGUGC